AUGACACCAGUCGAGACACUGCCGUUGAGCACCUCGCAGACCUCUGCCACCUCAGGCGCAACCAAACGCGUCCUGUCCCAUGGACAGCACGUCGUCCUCAACUCCGACUCGGACUCGGACUCGAUGGCAGAGCUGGACUUCGGUCUGCCUGCGCCUAAGCUCAAGAUACAAACACACACAGGUCGCCCGAGUCGCAGAACAGGUCGCGGUGAGCAGGAGCUGCGCAGACCGCCCAAAGAAGGCAGGAAGAGUGCCAAACGACCCUUCAGUCAGCUCAUGGAGACCGCCCAAAAGAACCUGGACGCAGAACGCGAAAUUCAAGAGCGCAAGGCUGAUCUGGAGAGAGUGGAGGAACAGACUGCUCCUGUGCCUACGGCACUGGAUAAGGACACGCUUGAACAGGCCAUCAACGACGCCGAGGAUCCGGACCAAGCCGAUCGGCUGUUCAAGGCGAUGCAAAGAACGAACCAAGCACGCGCCCAGACCGCCUACCACUUCUUCGGAGAUACCCACCAGCUGUCGAUGGUACCAUCAUUCCCUCAAAAGAGCCUACCAGAUCGCGGCUGGACAGCUUGCUUCGAAGUCCCAUCCACUCGAGACCAGGCCUUCAUGACUGGCUUUGCGCACCAGAUCUUCCGGUUGCAAGAACUUCCAAAAGAGCUUGCUGCCUGGAUGAUAGAUCAGAUCUGUCUCGGUCGCGAUGCGGCGCUCGAUCAGAAGUAUCUCGAGAUUCUCAAGACACACGAGGAGCACCUGCAGAAACUACUCAGCCCAAAGAGGCUCGACGUCAUGUUCAAGUCAAUCGGCGCUCAGGUUGAAAGCCUGAGCGCCAGGGAUGAAAUAUCCAUGUCUGAAGCGCAAGCAGACGGUCCGCGGCCACCUCCACCGUCUCUGAAACGCAUUGCUGCUCUACUUACAACAGCUGCGCCUUGGCUUCAUGCAAGAGCUAGAAUUCAUGCAUUCCACCUGCUCUGUUACACCUGCUUAGACGACCGUGUCGUGCUAGACGCAGACGUUCUGAAUUCUGUUCAAGACGCCAUGGAAGCAAUCAUUUGCCAGUACGCCGACAAUCACAAGUUGACUUCAGGCGUAGGAAGCCCUCAACCGGAUGUUAUACAUUCUCUGAUCACUUCUCAGCUCGUACAUGUUAUCCCGAAACUGCUUUCGCGUGUAACAAACCCCCUCUUGCAAGCAAACCUCAUCCAUGCGUUUCCGACGAGAUCGCCCUUGACUGCUUACCUGCAACGAUAUCUGGCUCUGUCCUUCCUCCUUUAUCCCACCUCCGUUGACGUACCUCUCGCAGAUGCUCAGCUGCCCGACCUCAUCCACACACAUCUAGAAACGUCACCACAUUACCGCAUGAACCAAGGUACAGAUUACAGCUUCCUGACCGCUCGGCUUGCGCUCCUCGAUAUUGCUAUCGGACCUGGGCCGUUGAACGUGCCAUACAUGCCGCUUGUUAGCCCGCCACCUUCAGAAGCAGGCUCUUCUCCUUUCUUGGCACCAACACCUGGCUCUUCGGAGGUCAAAGUAUUCAACAGAGCAGUGGACGUGCUGGCUCAGCAUAUCAAACUCUUAGGCAACUCUAUUGUCGAGACGGGUGCAACUCUUGACCUGACCAUCUUGGAAGCAAAGGAACGUUGCGAAAGAGUAUACUGGCGGCUGCAACAUGCUGUGCGUAUCGGUGGGAAGAAAGCAGAUGAUGUCUUCGGUGACGAUGAGGAAGAGAGGCAAACGAAGAUCAGGAGCUUCCUCAAGCCUUUCCCCAAGAAUCCGGCACCAAAGGUGGAAGACAGCAUCUUCGACGGAGACGGCGAUACUGGGGUACCAACAUAG
Molecule: messenger RNA, 1836 nt
Organism: Ascochyta rabiei
Lineage: Eukaryota; Fungi; Ascomycota; Dothideomycetes; Pleosporales; Didymellaceae
Exons: 4
Coding region: 1-1836 (611 amino acids)
Source: RefSeq, a predicted model, not a curated record